Psylliodes chrysocephalus is the source of this 639-nucleotide messenger RNA. Lineage: Eukaryota; Metazoa; Arthropoda; Insecta; Coleoptera; Chrysomelidae. The record is from the annotation of a GenBank genome assembly.
UACAUUUUAGACUGAUUAUAAAGCCCUUUUCAAUAAUUUACGAAUAGACUAUUUCAAUACUGAAUUGGCCGCUUCUAACUUUUCUUUCAAAUUAUUCAAGUUUAACCGAACGCAAUUUGCCAUGAAUGCAUCCAUUUGGAUAUUGCAAGAUGUUGAUGGAAGAAAAAUCGUGAGUUUCACAAAACUGUAUUUAUUCCUGAGUAACUCUUUCAAGUUCUCAGGAAUACAAAUUAAGGUUCCAAAUGUUUGUAAAAUGUGGAAAGAUGAUUUGUAUGGAAUCAGAACUGCUAUGAGAAAAUGUGGCGAUGUUGAUCUAUGCAAUAUAAAAAAAGGUUUGUGGCAUCUAGACAACUGUUGGCCCCUAGAGAGUAAGUACUAUCCAAAGCGUAUGCCACCAGGUUUGUACAAACUUAGCAUGGAAUCUAAAUUGCUUGAUGGCACCCCUCUGGUAACGCUGGCCUGGUAUGCAAAAGUCAGUUUAUACUUUAAACAAAUGAAAAGUAAUAGUAGCUUUGGCGGUUAAUUUGUUGGAUCCAUUUCUUUUGUAUGAUUUCAUUCACGGAAUUAAACAUAUUUUUUUUAUCCAUGGAAAAGUUUAAUUAUGUGUUUGUGUAUUAGAUGUUCUUUAAUUAUUAGUUG